AUGUCGAAUAAAGUUCCACCCGAUGGUGGAUACGGAUGGGUAAUAACAUUCGCUUACGCCCUAAACAAUGUCGUCGUUCUGCCUCUCGUUGCCGGUUUUGGAUUAGUAUUUCAAGAGGCUUUCGAAGAAACGGGGCUCACAGCCACCCAGGGAACCCUAGUCAUCACCCUUAACCACGGAUUUGGAAUGCUCCUUUCCUUUUUCGGGGGGCCAGUGCUCCGAAGAUGGGGGUACAGGAAAGUUGCUGUAUUUGGAGCAGUGAUGGUUUCUUCUGGACUCAUUUUGACCGCAUUUGCAAACAAUUUUUGGGUCUUUAUACUGUCGUACAGUAUAAUCAACUCAAUGGGAAUAGCUGCAGUCAUGGCGGCUUUCACAUUAGCAAUAAACUCUUUCUUUAAGGAAAAAAGGGGAAGGGCAAUAGGCGUUGGAAUGUCUAUCACAGGCUUAGGGACAAUUCUAAUGCCGAUGGUAAUGACUGCCUUUUUACUGCGACCAGCCAAGUGGUACUUGAAAGACCCGCCGGUUUUAGAGGAAAUGCAACCAUUAAAUAAAGAAAAUGGUAUGGCAUUGACCAAUGGUAGCAUAAGCGCGUCAUUCAAACAAAUGGAUAUUCUCUCAUUGCAAAAAUUGGAGCAGCCCAUAAAUAAUGAUGUGCAACCAACUAAAAGUCUCUCAAUGAGGUCUCUAAUGAACACAACAAACAUGCAAACAAGGAAUGCCAUAUCACACCCAGAUAUAAGCAAGAAACCUCCAGAUCCUCCCCUUUCUGAGUCUCGAUACAAAUGGUGGGAAUCUCAAGAAAUUAACCUGGGAAGUUCUAUUAACAUUUUUUAUGAAGGUGACAGCGUUAGACAAAUAAAAUCAAACCAGAAAGAUUUAGAUACUGACGUAGAAAAGAAAAAGAAGAGUCUAAUACAAAGAUUCAUCGACUUUUUCGAUCUGACCUUGUUGCGCGAUCCCAUAUUUGUCAACAUUUUGUUCGGACUAUCGAUAGCAUCGUGUGUGGAAACAAAUUUUUCUCUGUUGUUACCGAUUAUUCUCAAGGAUUUAUUAAAGUUUGAGACUGCUGACAUCGCGAAAAUUAUGGCUGUGAUUGGAUUUUCGGAUACAUUAUUCCGAUUUAUUUCACCUUUCAUCGGAGAAUGGUGCCAUAGACCCCCAAGAGUGAUGUACUUAGUCAGUUUAUUAGUAAUCAUCAUUAUACGUAGUUUAAUGCUCUUCACUACAUCAUUCACUGGUAUGCUGUUCGUUGCCUUGGCGAUUGGUGUCACAAAAGGAGUCAGAACUGUGUACAUGAACAUCGUGAUACCCAGCUACGUGCCCCUGGAAAGGCUGCCAUUCGCGUCAGGGAUUCAGAUGUUCUUCAACGGAAUCGUCAUUAUAACGAUUGGAUCGUUGUUAGGUCGGAUACGAGAAGCGUCAGGUUCAUACAGAUUGCCAAUCGUCAUACUAAACUUGGUUACAUUAUUGACCAUCCUGUCAUGGAGCAUCGAAUUUUUAUAUUUCAAAUUAAAAAAAGCAGACGCGAAAGAAAGUAUACCUGCC
This is a messenger RNA of Iphiclides podalirius (scarce swallowtail), 1545 nucleotides long. The record is from the annotation of a GenBank genome assembly. NCBI's taxonomy places the organism in Eukaryota, Metazoa, Arthropoda, Insecta, Lepidoptera, Papilionidae.